UCUUCAUUCAUUCUUCAUUCUAUCAUGGCGGUUAUUCCUUUCGUCAUCUACUUUGUCAUAAUUUAUAUUUGAAGUUUUCUAGCGUUUAUUUGUGUUUUUUGAAAGCUUUGUUAUUGUAACAAUAUUUGUAACUAUUUAUCAUACUUCAAUCAUUUAAAACAAUGAGUUCUGCUACUUCAACUGCUCUAUUUGCGUGUUCUCGUUGUUUCUCAAGACAUCCAUUUGAAGAAUUAUCCCCUGGAGAACAACUUUGCAAGGAAUGUCGUGGCUCUUUCCCGGUCGUCAAGUGUACGUAUUGCCGUUCUGAGUUUCAACAAACAAGUAAAUCAAAUACUUCUUCAAUUUGCAAAAAAUGUGAGGCCAAUGUUAAAGCUUAUGGCAAACCAACAGCAUGUGAAUAUUGCAACAUUAUAGCUGCUUUUAUAGGUAACAAAUGCCAGCGAUGUGCUAAUUCAGAACGCAAGUAUGGACCAGCUGUUACAUGUGAGCAGUGCAAACAGCGCUGUGCUUUCGAUCGACAUGAUGAUAACAAAAAGUGCUUCCAGGUGGAUGGCAAGCUGCUCUGCUGGUUAUGUACUCAGUCACUUAAGAGGGCCUUGGCUCGAACCAAACAACAUCUUUCUUCUAUUGAUAAACAUAAGCAUCGUUCUCACAAGUCGAAAAGCAGUCAUAAAGAUAAACGUAAAUCAGACAUGAUGAAAUCAAUGAACUCGGGUGAUCUCUCUCUAAGUGACUCGCAGCCAAUGGAAAAGAAAUCAAAGCUGAAUCCACUGCAAGAUAUGUACUGUUUGUUAGGUGAAUUAGACCCUAACAGUUCCGACCAUGUUGUUGCCAUGACUCAACUAAAAGAAACAAUUGCAAGUCUACAGAAGAAAGUACAACAGAAGGAUAAUGAGUUACUUUCCAAAGAUAAACUGAUAACUGAACUGAAGGCACAGCAUCACAAUGAUACAACAGAUCUACGUAAUGAAAUGAAAAAUAAAGAACGGUUGAAUGAAACUAAAUUUAAUCUUAUGAACUCUAAAAUUCAAAAUUUACUCAAAGAAGUGGCAACACUGAGCAAAUCUGCUAAAAAAAAUAAUAAAUUUACAAAGUCCGCUCUCGCAAACACCGAGAACAGCGGCAGCGGCACGGACAGUCCGAGCACCAAUUAGAACAAUUUCUCACGUAUUAUUUAUAGUGAUAUUUCAAUGGGAAAUAGGCAUUUUCCUUUUAUUUUUUUACUCUACAAAUGGUUUCAUUUGUAGACAUAUUUAAAACUUAAGCGUAAGUAGGUUUCCAUUUGAUAAUUUUCUUUAUCUGUAAGCAACUUACCAUUGUUUUGUUUUUUAAGAUGUAUAACUUAUUCGACUUGAUGGUGCGAGAUGGUUUCAUUGGUAGGUAGAAUGCGGGUGAAUGUCAUUAAGACAUUCUAACACGGUUGCCACGUCCUACCUCUGGUUAAUAAAAGCACCAAAUGUGAUUUCAAUAAUGUAAAUUAUUAUUAGUUAUAUUUAAUAAUAUCAUUGUAUUCAAAAUCGAAUUCUAUUUUUAUUUUUUUUAUAAGUCAUUUUAAAGUGGCAACUUUGUAUCACGAAAGACAACCUUAGGAAAUUGUGAGAUUAUUUUUGUAUAUUUUAUUUUGAGAAAUGCUUAUUUGAAAUUUGCAUUGUGUCAAAUAUUAUGUAACUGACAAAAAUUUUUAUUGUAGUUUUUUAAUAAUUUGACAUAAUUGUCUUCAACAUUUAUUAAAUGUUCAUGAUAGUUCUUGUUUAGUAUCUAAGUCGAUACCAUAAUUAGAUUUAUGAUAAAUUGUCAUAUCAAAAUUUUUUCUGAUUUUUUCGUAUCAAAGAUAUCUUCGUUUUACUUUUUAGUAUCCAAUAAACAUUAAAUCUUAACAGUAGAAAUACAUGCUUGAAUCAGGGAUACCAUAUUUUUAAAUUAAAUUAAUAUUUUUUGUGCAAUUCUCAUAUAAUUGUGAUACAUUACAAUUUAAUUAUAAUAAGUGCAAGAGAGUUGUCGUUUAUCAUUUCACUUAGACGUUACCUUGAUCACCUGAAUGUACAAGAAAGCCUAAUGGUAGACCUGGUUGAGACAAAAUUAAUUGGAAAUUAAUGUGAGUUUUUGUAAAGGCAAUUAAUAUGUAAAACAUUUAAUUUGUUUAAUACUUAGAUGUGAUGUACGUAUAAACAUAAUGUCAAAAAUUUAAACUAAUUGGUGUUGACUAGGUAUAUAGAAUAUAUUUACAAAAGCUAUUAGGUAUCACUUUGUAAUAUCGGAUGUUAUCGCUAUCGAGAAUUAUUACACUGUAAUACGGACUUCUACGAAAUUAAUUUUGAGGCUGAAACCGAAGACUACGAAGUAAUUUAAUAAUGAACAAAUUCCAAUAGAGAAAUUUGACUUGUAAGAACGAAAUUUUAAGCUUACGUUGAAUUUGUAUUGAUAUUUAAAAAAAAAACAACAAAAUUGAAUUUAAAUCAAACAACAGACAGUAUUGAAAAUUAUGAAAAGAGUAUUUCAGAUUCCAAUAAUUGUAACUGGAUACAUAAUUAUUAGAGACUAAAAUGAAUACAAUAAAUGGUGUUGAAAACA
Nymphalis io (European peacock) is the source of this 2571-nucleotide messenger RNA. RefSeq names its product protein FAM76A. NCBI's taxonomy places the organism in Eukaryota, Metazoa, Arthropoda, Insecta, Lepidoptera, Nymphalidae. The record is from RefSeq and is a predicted model, not a curated record. The coding region runs from base 162 to 1154 and encodes 330 amino acids. The transcript is spliced from 8 exons.